Molecule: messenger RNA, 3481 nt
Organism: Epinephelus fuscoguttatus (brown-marbled grouper)
Lineage: Eukaryota; Metazoa; Chordata; Actinopteri; Perciformes; Serranidae
Gene: chn2
Product: chimerin 2
Exons: 7
Coding region: 1245-2282 (345 amino acids)
Biological process (GO): signal transduction; regulation of small GTPase mediated signal transduction; positive regulation of GTPase activity
Molecular function (GO): GTPase activator activity
Source: RefSeq, a predicted model, not a curated record
AAUGUCAGCCACAAUGACAAAUAUCUUCACCUGUCCUGUCACUCUCAGCUAUCAGCCAGUUAACUGUUGCCCCCAAAGACAAAAAGCUGGUACACAAAAGGCUCGCAGCAGUGUUUUAACUUUGCUACUGUGUCUGUAAGCUGCCAAUCCUUUCAUUUUAUCUCAGCUUUGCAGUUGCCCUUUGGGUCUUUUUGCUCUCCGCUUCACCACUCUGCUUUUUCCCCACCUCUUUAUCAUCACAAAUCCAGUGCUUACUGGCUUCACGACCUCUCCUCCCUGUUUAAUAAAUCAGUUCAACCUUAUGUUCGGGCUUAGCUGUUCGGUAAAAUAGCUGUUUGCCACAAAAUCCUGCAGAUGCUUGUUAUUUGACAUGUAGUUUCCACUGCUGUCAGUGUUGUGUGCCAUGGUUCAGAGCUUCUUGAUUAAUUAGAAAAGCCGAAAGCCCUCUGGUGCCGUUUACUGGUUGUUUACAAGCAGAGCUAAUAGGGACAAAUUCAGCAUGAACAUAGCAACAGCCCCCCACUGCCAAAAUACUGUAUGGCUGCAGACCUGCAAAUGAGCCUGCUUUGGGAUUUUACUUGGAUUUGGGCACUGUGGGAUUAUUCCCUGUGUAAGGAUUAUGGCAGUAAUCCCUCCCAAUCCCAGUUGAUGGUCUGGCUCUGCUGGUCCUCUGAGACAAAUGAUUGUGAUUGGCGGGAGUAGCAGCAUGCAGCCAGAGUGUCUGGAAGAUCCAGUCUGGACGGCAGUGUGGGGAAUUCCACCAGCCGACUGACAUAGCUGGAGGUCAAGAUCUGUUUGAAUUACGAGGACAGAGCCUCAUCUUCUCUGUUAGGCCAGAGAAUCUUCGGUCAGUCUUUGAGCAGUUGACUGACCUAUUUAGGAGACCCAGCGCUGACUGAGAGCUGCUGGCAGUUGAGUAUUAUCUCCAGUUAAGUGAAGUGGAGUGUGUCCGGAAGGCAGUGUGCUAAUGGGAGUGUGCUCUGUGCUGUAAAGAGGGCGUCUGCACUAUUGAUCCUGCUUUACAGAGCUGUUGAACUGUGUGAAGCGGUCCUGACAGCACCCGACCGCCCUCACUCUCAACCUCUUGGCCCCUCCCUAUCAGGGACCCUGUUCUCUCUCCCUUUCCUUUCUGGGCGUGUGAAAGAGGGCCAUUGUGUGAGGCACACUCCUGCCUUCAGGCCGCCCACUACCAGUCCCAUUCCCCCUGCUCUUCUUGCUCACUGCCGCUGCUGGAUUCUGACCAGAUGCAGAGUCAACCCCGUGCUGCCUGUCAUCAGUCGCCCUCCUGGGUCAGAGGGGAGUGGAGUGUAACCGCCGCCUCUGCGCUGGGCUGUUGUCGGCAGCGUUUGCUGCACAGCACCCACGUCUCUCCCCCACAUCUUUCCCCAGAGGAGAUGGAGAGUCUGUGGGAACCCGAGCAGGCGAGCAUGGAGGCUGAAGAAAACAGAGGAGGGGAGCUGAUUACUCACAAGACUAAAAGACAAGAGAGGAAGCAUCAGGAGCUCCUGGCUUUGGCUCUGGGAGUCAAGGUACACACCUUUCGAGGGCCGCACUGGUGCGAGUACUGUGCCAACUUCAUGUGGGGCCUCAUCGCCCAGGGUGUCCGCUGCUCAGAUUGCGGGCUGAAUGUACACAAACAGUGCUCCAAACUGGUUCCCAGCGACUGCCAGCCGGACCUGCGCAGGAUAAAGAAAGUGUUCAGCUGUGACCUCACCACACUAGUCAAAGCUCAUAACACAACACGACCCAUGGUGGUGGACAUGUGUAUUCGAGAGAUAGAGCUGAGAGGUAUGAAAUCUGAAGGUCUCUACAGAGUAUCUGGCUUCUCAGAGCACAUAGAGGAUGUGAAGCUCGCCUUUGACCGAGAUGGUGAAAAGGCCGAUAUCAGUGCCAGUGCCUAUGCAGACAUUAACAUCAUUGCUGGUGCUUUGAAGCUCUAUUUAAGAGACCUUCCCAUUCCAGUCAUUCCGUUUGACUUGUACCCCAGAUUUAUUCAAGCUGCAAAAAUUCCAAAUGCUGAAUCCAGACUAGAGGCCAUCCACGAGAGCUUACUGCAACUCCCGCCAGCCCACUAUGAGACCCUGCGUUACCUGAUGGCUCACUUGAAGAGGGUGACACAGUUUGAAAAGGACAAUUUAAUGAAUGCUGAGAACCUGGGAAUUGUCUAUGGUCCAACGCUUAUGCAGCCACCAGAGCAGAACGCUUUGACAACCCUGAAUGACAUGAGGCAGCAGAAACUGGUGGUGCAGCUUAUGAUAGAGCAUGAAGAUGUCUUAUUCUAAGGACUGAGGCAUGCAGGCCUUAUUAAAGAAACGAAGGACAUUUAUUUAUUCUGUCAAAGAGGAAAUUCAAGCCACCUUGAUUCUAAUGAAGUUUCAGAAUAGUUUGUAAAUCAAAUUGAACUUGAAACACUUCUUUCUCGCAUGACUGUUUUAGUUGAAGUUGGUUUAGUGUUGACAUCGUCUUGUUACUGUAAGUUUUGGGAUUUCAUACCCAGCCAAGACCAUCAUUUUUAUAUUAGGAAAGGAUCCGGUAUUUUUAACUACCUUCAGUGCUGUUCCCUCCUCUCUUUAAUUUGAAGACUGUCACUACCUGGUGUAGGCUCAGUCAUGAUGACAGCGCUGUGUGAAAUCUGCCCCAGGCAGCCCGUCAAUCAGCGCUGGUGCUGUGUAAACCCAGCCUCACAGCAGCAGCCUAGUUAACAUUCCCACAUUACAUAUGUGCAUAUGGUGAUUUUAGUGGGAACGCAUGGUUAAAAUUCAUUGUAGAUAAAAUCAGAUCAUGUGAUGAUCAAUAUUUUAACUGUGCGUACUAAAAAAUGGGAGAUGAGACAAUUGGGCGCUCAUUAAGCACUUUUUUGCAACAAGUGUAAAGAUUUAUUUUGUAAAGAUGUUUAUUUUUGUCUUUUACUCUGCAUCAUGUUCUUUUGUCACAAUAAUAUAUACUGUUGAGAAUGAUGUUUGUUGAAUUGAUGUCUAAAUACAAAACUGAUCACAAGAGAAAAAAAGAAUCAGAGGAGGGAGUUUGUGGAUUUACCAUUUUUUUUAAUUUUCAGUGUGCUCAGUGUUAUGGUGAGGAAUACACAGGUGGAUUAAAUACUGAUCAUUUUGAUUCACACGUCAUCUUUAGUCAUAUUGCAAAACUCUUCUGCACACGUUGGUUGCCAGUUUUGUAGUAUUUCUGUUUACAUGCUGUAAUUUGGGAUAUUUUCAGGGGAACAAUAUGAUCUGGGCCCAUUUAAAUUUUCUUUUUGUAAGCCAGUAACAUUGCUCGGUGCAGCAGUAGUUGCCAUUCACUUUACAGUGCCAUAGAAGUUAAUAGUCACGCUACAGCUGCACCGAGUGUGUUUCUUUCACAGUUAGUUUGAUGUGAUUAAGUAAAUCCUUUCUACAAAUCCAUUUUAUCAAAAUGUAUUUUUGUGACGGUUGUAAUUAAAAUGUAAUUUAUCAAAUGUUGAUUUAUUAAAGGAAAAAAACCUUCA